Molecule: messenger RNA, 576 nt
Organism: Theobroma umbraticum
Lineage: Eukaryota; Viridiplantae; Streptophyta; Magnoliopsida; Malvales; Malvaceae
Source: RefSeq, a predicted model, not a curated record
AUGACUUGUGAAGCUCCUAAGGAGGCAUGGGACAAGUUGAAAGAAGAGUUCCAUGGUAGUGAUAGGACCAGAAAGAUGCAGGUAUUGAAUCUUUUAAGGGUUUUUGAAGGUUUGAAAAUGAAGGAUGAGGAAACCAUUAAAGAGUUUUCAGAUAAGGUCUUGAAGGUUGUGAACCAGUUGAGGCUUCUUGGUGAAGACUUGUUAGAGAAAAGAAUCGUUAACAAAGUCCUUCAAAGUCAUGUUGAAAAGGUGUGUAAGAACAAGGAUGCAAAAGCCGGAGAAAAUGCUACUGUAGCGGAGCAAAAAGAUGGAGCAGAAGAAUUUCUUUUCAUGGCAAGGAAUCCAGGAAACUCUGCUAAGAAAGAAAUAUGGCUUAUCGAUAGUGCCUGUUCCAACCACAUGAUUGGAGAUGAAUCUCAGUUUUUGACACUAAACAGAAACUAUAAGUCAACUGUGCAGAUAGGGAAUGGUGAUUUACUACAGAUUUGUAGAAAGGGAACAGUUACAGGUAUUAAGUCUAUUCCCAAUGUUCAUUUUGUGCCAGAUGUUAAACAGAAUUUAUUGAGUGUGGGUUAG